AUGGCCAUGGACGAUGAUAAAGGAGAAACUUUUGUGAAGACCUUAGAAAAAAGCUUUUCUGAUAAUGGAAUCUGUAUUGCCUUUACUGAACGAAUGCCACUCCAAAGCAACAUUUUUGGUAUUGUUAGUUUCAAUGACAUGUUUAGGGAAAUAGCCCUGUUGCUGAGUAGAGCAAGUGUCAAUGUCUGCGUUAUAAGUGCUGAUGCUCACAUGAUGUUAGAUUUGCAGCUAGUGCUCAAUCUCGCUGAAUCAGACAUGAUACUCCCAGUGGAGAAGACAAUACCUCUUGCUCUGUGCAAUGAUCAUUGCCCACCAGGUUCCAGAAAGAAAAGGAAGGAAGGGGAGCCAUUUUGUUGUUAUGAUUGCAAUACUUGUCCAUCAAGAAAGUUUUCAAAUGAAAGAGGUAGGAAAUAUUAUAUGGAUGACUGCUUAGACUGUCCAGAAGAACAAUAUCCAAACAAGGGAAAAAAUAUCUGCAUUCCCAAAGUUUUAAAUUUCUUGUCUUAUAAUGAAACUUUAGGCAUCACUUUGACUAUUCUGGCUUUAUCAUUUUCUGUGACCACAGUGGCAGUACUUGGAAUUUUCAUAAAACAUCGGAAUACUCCCAUUGUCAAAGCUAACAACCGGAAUCUCACUUAUAUUCUCCUUGUUUCCCUCUUCCUCUGCUUCCUCUCUUCCUUGCUAUUCAUUGGUCAACCCCAAUUGCUGACCUGUCUUCUUCGCCAAAUUGCUUUUGGGAUCAUCUUCUCAGUUGCUGUUUCUUCAGUUUUGGCCAAAACCAUCACAGUGGUUCUAGCUUUUAUGGCCACUAAGCCAGGAUCAAAAAUGAGAAAAUGGGUGGGGAAAAGAUUUUCCAACUCUCUGAUUCUCUGUUGUUCCUGCAUUCAAGCAAGUAUUUGCAUACUGUGGCUAUAUACUGGCCCUCCCUUCCCAAAUCUGGACAUGCAUUCUCUUCCAGAAGAGAUUGUGGUCACAUGCAAUGAAGGAUCAGGCAACAUGUUCUAUUAUAUUUUAGGCUAUAUGGGAUUGCUGGCUCUUAUCAGCUACAUUGUGGCUUUCUUUGCUCGGAAGCUGCCAGACACUUUUAAUGAAGCCAAAUUUAUUGCUUUUAGCAUGCUGGUAUUCUGUAGCGUAUGGGUGUCUUUUGUCCCAACUUAUCUGAGCACCAAAGGAAAAUACAUGGUAGCUGUGGAGAUCUUCUCCAUCUUGGCUUCCAGUAUAGGAAUAUUGGGAUCUUUAUUUUUCCCUAAAUGUUACAUAAUUGUACUGAGGCCAGAACUCAAUACAAAGGAGCACCUAAAAACAAAAAAUUAACAAUUACUCAUAUCCAUUGAUUUUGAAAACUUAGCAUUGGCUUUGAGAAGAAAAUUGGAAAGAUAAAAUGUUGCUCAGUUGUGAAGAAGAAAGUGUAAGAUAAAGACUCAGAAUAGCCCCAACUUGACCUCACUGUCUGUUA
Messenger RNA from Crotalus tigris (Tiger rattlesnake), 1456 nucleotides. RefSeq names its product vomeronasal type-2 receptor 26-like. Lineage: Eukaryota; Metazoa; Chordata; Lepidosauria; Squamata; Viperidae. The coding region runs from base 1 to 1314 and encodes 437 amino acids. Gene Ontology annotation, biological process: G protein-coupled receptor signaling pathway. Gene Ontology annotation, molecular function: G protein-coupled receptor activity. The record is from RefSeq and is a predicted model, not a curated record. The transcript is spliced from 3 exons. Gene Ontology annotation, cellular component: membrane.